CUCGGAUUAAUGAAUUCGAGAAGAUUUAUAUACAAGUCUGUGUAGUGCACUCCUUUUUUCUUUCUCUCUUCAAUUCUUAAAUUGUAUACAUCUAAACUGUUUCUUAUAUAACAUGAAUUAUAGCUAUUUACCAUCGCCUCCUUUGUCGCCCUUUACAGAAUUAGGAAGCAAUAUUUCUUUUGAAAGCAUCAUUUCGGAUACAGAAGAAGCUAUACUAUGUGGUGGAUGUAAUAGAGAGUUGGGGAUGGAUUGGUUUUGUACAAAUUGUCAUAAAAAAUGCGGUUCUUGUAACAGAUUUAUGGGCCAAGAGGAUGAGUACUGUACUAGAUGCUGGAUAUACGACCCAGUACGCCAGCAAUAUUAUUGGAAACAGCAGUCAUCAUUCAUUCGGUAUUAUUAUCAAAGUACCAAUAAUAACAUAAAUCAUGGUCACGACAGUACAAUAGGCGGUUAUCAUUCUUAUCCUCAGAAUUUACAGCAACGGGAACUUGUUAGUGAUUAUUAUGAAAGAGAAGAAAGGGCAGCUGAUACAGUCAGCAACUUUACUGGGCUACCAUCUCCAUCUAAUUCAACUGGUUCAGAAACGAAUAAGUCUUCGAAUAAUAGCAGUACCAACCUUUCGCUUUUCCUUAACAAGAAGUAAUCACAACCGUUUCCUUGUCAUUAUAAAUCCUGUAACAUAUCUGUUAAAUUACUAGUAGGGUCAAUAGUAUAUUUGAUCUUUAUCUCUUAGACUUUUUUUUCUCUUUAUUCUGUAACUCUCCGUUUUGUUUUAAUAAACUAUAACAAUGCACCC
Molecule: messenger RNA, 796 nt
Organism: Mycotypha africana
Lineage: Eukaryota; Fungi; Mucoromycota; Mucoromycetes; Mucorales; Mycotyphaceae
Exons: 1
Coding region: 113-643 (176 amino acids)
Source: RefSeq, a predicted model, not a curated record